Dentiscutata erythropus is the source of this 389-nucleotide messenger RNA. Lineage: Eukaryota; Fungi; Glomeromycota; Glomeromycetes; Diversisporales; Gigasporaceae. The record is from the annotation of a GenBank genome assembly.
CAAAUCUAUAUAAGAAAGUUAUAGCCGAACUAUUAGGCCCUAACAAUAACAAUCCAAUUAAUAAUAUUGCUUCUUCUUAUAAUCUAUUACAAAGUUACCAAAUCCAAGUCGAGAUUACUAAUCAAUUCCUUCACCAAUCCAAAAGAAUGGAAAAUAGAAAAGCAUUAUUAUGGUAUGCUUAUUAUUUGGAAAGCAUACUAGAAAACAUGUCAUCGGAUAAAAGACCAUCCUGUACAAAGCAACUUUCCCGAUAUUAUGCUACUGUAGCUGUUCGAACUUACUACAUUUUUCGUAAAUGGAGAAUUGCCAGAAUUGAUCAAACGAUAAAAUUAACACUUCCAAUGAUCUAUGAAUUGAAGGCAAAGGAUUAUCAAAGAAUUGUAAACUAA